Messenger RNA from Thermochaetoides thermophila DSM 1495, 1335 nucleotides. RefSeq lists its product as uncharacterized. The record is from RefSeq and is a predicted model, not a curated record. Gene Ontology annotation, molecular function: GTP binding; GTPase activity; translation elongation factor activity. Gene Ontology annotation, biological process: mitochondrial translational elongation. Gene Ontology annotation, cellular component: mitochondrion. Lineage: Eukaryota; Fungi; Ascomycota; Sordariomycetes; Sordariales; Chaetomiaceae. The transcript has 2 exons. Bases 1 to 1335 code for a protein of 444 amino acids.
AUGUCGGCCAUCUCCAGGACAUUCGCUCCGUUCCUGCGGACGGCCCGCCUUUCUCUCUUCCGUCAGGCCCAGAAUCCUCUGGUUCAGCUGCAGCGCGAGUCCAGGACGCCCAUCCUCAACUUCGCUCGCACCUAUGCCGUCUACACUCGUGACAAGCCGCAUGUGAACAUUGGUACCAUUGGUCACGUCGACCAUGGCAAGACGACUCUCUCUGCUGCUAUCACCAAGAGACAGGCUGAGAAGGGCCUUGCUAACUUCCUCGACUAUGGCGCCAUUGACAAGGCUCCUGAGGAGCGCAAGCGUGGUAUCACUAUCUCGACUGCCCACAUCGAGUACUCGACCGAAAACAGGCACUACUCCCACGUCGACUGCCCUGGUCACGCCGAUUACAUCAAGAACAUGAUCACUGGUGCCGCUGCCAUGGACGGCGCUAUCAUUGUGGUCGCUGCCUCCGACGGUCAGAUGCCCCAGACUCGUGAGCACAUGCUCCUCGCCCGCCAGGUCGGUGUCCAGCGCCUGGUCGUCUUCGUCAACAAGGUUGAUGCCCUUGAGGACCCCGAAAUGCUUGAGCUCGUCGAGAUGGAGAUGCGCGAGCUUCUCAACCAGUACGGCUUUGAUGGCGAAAACACCCCCGUCAUCAUGGGUUCUGCCCUGUGCGCCCUCGAGGGCAAGCGCCCUGAAAUCGGCGCUGAGAAGAUCGACGAGCUGCUCAAGGCUGUCGACGAGUGGAUCCCCACUCCCCAGCGCAGCGUUGACAAGCCCUUCUUGAUGUCCAUCGAGGACGUCUUCUCCAUCGGUGGCCGUGGUACCGUCGUCUCGGGCCGUGUCGAGCGCGGUAUUCUGAAGAAGGACUCUGAUGUCGAGAUCGUCGGCAAGCGCAACGAAGUCAUCAAGACCAAGGUCACUGAUAUCGAGACCUUUAAGAAGUCGUGUGAAGAGGCUAUUGCCGGCGACAACUCUGGUCUCCUGCUCCGUGGUGUCCGUCGUGAGGACGUCAAGCGUGGCAUGGUCGUUGCUGCUCCUGGCUCCGUCAGCGCCCACAAGAAGUUCCUGCUCUCCAUGUAUGUCCUGACCAAGGAGGAGGGUGGUCGUCACACCGGCUUCCAGCAGAACUACCGCCCUCAGGUCUUCAUUCGCUCUGCCGACGAGGCUUGCACCCUCACCUGGCCCGAGGGCACUGAGGACCCCCACAGCAAGAUGGUCAUGCCUGGCGACAACGUCGAGAUGGUUGCUGAGAUCCAUCACCCUAUUGCCAUGGAGCCCGGUCUCCGCGUCACCAUCCGUGAGGGUGGCCGCACUGUCGCCACUGGCUUGAUCACCCGUAUCCUGGAUUAA